This is a messenger RNA of Pyrus x bretschneideri (Chinese white pear), 768 nucleotides long. RefSeq lists its product as uncharacterized. The coding region runs from base 176 to 556 and encodes 126 amino acids. The transcript is spliced from 5 exons. The record is from RefSeq and is a predicted model, not a curated record. NCBI's taxonomy places the organism in Eukaryota, Viridiplantae, Streptophyta, Magnoliopsida, Rosales, Rosaceae.
GCCCCGCCCGCUUGGCCCAUGAAACAAAGUUUACCAUCUUUAAAAUCCGAGGCCACACCUUUUCCCUUUUCAGUUUAGGGUUCGUGUUCAAGAUCCGGGCAAAACUCCAAAGCCGAAGCCUCGCUGUUUCUCUCUCUUGCGUUGGGACGGCUUGUGGACUUCUCGAACCAGAAUUAUGGCUCGUUUUAGUUCUUCUAGUUCCCGUUCGAGUUCGAGUUCGAGUUCGAGUUCGAGUUCGAGUUCACGUUACUAUGGAGCCAAGGGCACAUACAACGCUUCAUCUGGCAAAAGGAGUCCUAGUGCCUGCGACGAGGUUGCGGUGAGAUAUCCAAACGGCGUUAGAACGGUUAUUCAUCAUUCAAAUUUUAGAGCAAAUGCAAUUGCUCGUAACAAUUCUACUGAGCUCUGCAUGACGAUAGUUGAGCUGGCUGUUGAGGCGGGUCUAUUUGGCGGGCCUAAUGCGGAGUUUGGCGUUUACCAACGUGCCCUAUUGAACGUUUGUGGUAUUGAGGUGGAGGUUGUUUCGUCGAAGAAUGAUUCGUCCAAGAAUGAUUAGAGGUGGGCUUAAGAUUGAAUAAAGAUGAAGAAUAAAUAUGUAUGGUUUUGGACCUUGGUGCUCACUAACUUUGUUUAUCAAAGUGGUAAAUCCACAUGCAAAAGAUUUACUAGAGGACCAAUUUGCUUUGGUAUUAAGCUAAUGUUGGGAGCUAUCUAUGAACUUUACUCAUAUGAUCUGAUAUCAUAGUUAUUCCUCAUUGUCUCCUAUAA